UCUCGGUGAAGCAGUAGGAAGUUUCUGCUGAGGUCUGGAUUGGAGAUACACAGCCGAUCCUCACUUGUAUGACUGGAGUCUAAAGAAACAAGAAUUCACCUGACCUCAAAGAGUCUACAUGUCUAAUAUUUAGACAUGUUCAGCUUUGUGGAUACCCGGAUAGCUUUGCUGCUUGCAGCAACAGUGCUUUUGGCAAGAGGUCAAGGAGAGGACGACCUUUCAGCAGGUAACUGUAUGAAAGAUGGCCAAUUGUACAACGACAAAGAUGUAUGGAAACCCGAACCAUGCCAGAUCUGUGUAUGUGACAGCGGUAACAUCCUGUGUGACGAAGUGAUUUGUGAAGACACCACUGACUGCCCCAAUCCAGAGAUCCCCUUUGGCGAAUGCUGCCCUAUCUGCCCUGAUUCCGAGGUGUCUCAGGAACCAGCAUACUCAGAAGUUGAGGGACCUCAGGGACCAAAAGGCGAGCGUGGAAUGAAGGGUGACAGGGGACUUCCUGGUCCUGCUGGCAACGAUGGCAUCCCUGGCCAACCUGGUCUUCCAGGUCCCCCUGGUCCCCCUGGUCCCCCUGGCCUUGGCGGAAACUUCGCUCCUCAAAUGUCUUACGGUUACGAUGAGAAAUCCGGCGGUGGUGGAAUGUCUGCGCCAGGCCCAAUGGGUCCAAUGGGUCCCCGUGGUCCUCCCGGGCCUGCAGGUUCAAAUGGUCCCCAAGGUUUCCCAGGCCCUCAUGGUGAGCCAGGCGAGCCCGGUGCUUCUGGUGCAAUGGGUCCCCGUGGUCCAGCAGGCCCCCCAGGCAAGAACGGCGAUGAUGGUGAAUCUGGCAAACCUGGCCGUCCUGGCGAGCGUGGUCCAUCAGGUCCUCAGGGUGCUCGUGGAUUCCCCGGAACCCCUGGACUUCCAGGCAUCAAGGGACACAGAGGUUUCAGCGGUCUAGAUGGUGCCAAGGGAGAUUCUGGCCCAGCUGGUCCUAAGGGCGAGCCUGGUUCAUCUGGUGAGAACGGUACCCCUGGAGCAAUGGGACCCCGUGGUCUUCCCGGUGAGAGAGGUCGUCCUGGUCCCUCUGGACCUGCUGGUGCUCGUGGAAAUGAUGGUGCUUCUGGUGCUGCUGGCCCACCUGGUUCUACUGGCCCCGCUGGUGCUCCAGGUUUCCCCGGCGGUCCUGGUGCUAAGGGUGAGGUUGGUCCUGCUGGUGGUCGUGGGUCUGAUGGUCCCCAGGGAGCUCGUGGUGAGCCCGGUAGCCCUGGACCAGCUGGUGCCCCUGGUGCUGCUGGCAACCCCGGAACUGAUGGUCAAGCUGGUGCCAAAGGUGGAGUUGGUGCUCCUGGUAUUGCUGGUGCCCCUGGCUUCCCUGGACCACGUGGUCCCCCUGGACCUCAAGGUCCCGGUGGUGCUCCUGGUGCUAAAGGCAACAAUGGUGAUGCUGGUACUCCUGGUGCAAGAGGCGAGGCUGGCGCUAAAGGCGAACCUGGUCCAGGUGGUGUGCAAGGACCCCCAGGACCCUCUGGUGAAGAAGGCAAGAGAGGUGCCCGUGGAGAGCCUGGCCCUGGCGGUGCCCCCGGCCCCAACGGCGAGCGUGGUAGCCCUGGUAACCGUGGUUUCCCUGGUGCUGAUGGAGCAGCUGGUCCCAAGGGUGGUCCCGGUGAGCGAGGAGGCCCCGGCCCUGCUGGUGCUAAGGGAUCCACUGGUGAAUCUGGUCGCCCUGGAGAGCCUGGUCUGCCCGGUGCCAAGGGUCUGACUGGUAGCCCUGGAAGCCCUGGUCCUGAUGGCAAGACUGGUCCUGCUGGCCCUGCUGGUCAAGAUGGACGUGCUGGCCCACCCGGCCCCUCUGGUGUAAGAGGUCAACCUGGGGUCAUGGGAUUCCCUGGACCCAAGGGUGCUGCUGGUGAUGCUGGAAAGCCUGGAGAGAGAGGUGUUGCUGGUGCCCCCGGUGCUCUGGGUGCCACUGGCAAAGAUGGUGAUGCUGGUGCCCCUGGUCCACCUGGCCCUGCUGGUCCCGCUGGUGAGAGAGGUGAGGGUGGUCCUGCUGGUGCUCCUGGAUUCCAGGGUCUGCCCGGACCCCAAGGAGCUGCUGGUGAAUCUGGCAAGCCCGGUGAACAGGGUAUCCCUGGAGAUGUUGGCUCCCCUGGCCCAGCUGGCUCAAGAGGUGAGAGAGGUUUCCCCGGUGAGCGUGGUGGCCCUGGAGCAACUGGCCCUGCUGGAGCUCGUGGAUCUCCUGGUUCUCCUGGUAACGAUGGUGCCAAGGGUGAGACUGGUCCUGCUGGUGCCCCUGGUGGUCAAGGUGCUCCUGGUCUGCAGGGGAUGCCUGGUGAGCGUGGUGCGGCCGGUCUGCCUGGCAUCAAGGGAGAUAGAGGUGAUGUUGGUGUCAAGGGUGGAGAUGGUGCCCCUGGCAAGGAUGGUAUUCGUGGAAUGACUGGUCCCAUUGGUCCCCCUGGCCCAUCUGGUGCUCCUGGUGAGAAGGGUGAAAGCGGUCCCGCUGGCCCUGGUGGUCCCACUGGCUCCCGUGGUGCCCCUGGCGAGCGUGGUGAGUCUGGUCCCCCUGGACCUGCUGGAUUCGCUGGUCCUCCUGGUGCUGAUGGUCAAGCUGGUGCUAAGGGCGAGCCUGGUGACUCCGGUGCCAAAGGUGAUGCUGGUGCCCCUGGCCCUGCUGGCCCAACUGGUGCCCCUGGACCUGCUGGUAACGUUGGUGCAACUGGUCCCAAAGGAUCCCGUGGGGCUGCUGGUCCUCCUGGUGCAACUGGUUUCCCUGGUGCUGCUGGUAGAGUUGGUCCCCCAGGCCCAUCUGGUAACGCUGGUGCCCCCGGUCCCCCUGGCCCCGGUGGAAAGGAAGGACAGAAAGGUAACCGUGGUGACACCGGCGCCGCUGGCCGACCUGGCGAGCCUGGGCCAGCUGGACCUCCCGGCCCUACUGGCGAGAAGGGUUCUCCAGGCAGUGAUGGUUCCCCUGGUCCUUCUGGUAUUCCCGGACCUCAGGGCAUUGCUGGACAGCGUGGUAUUGUUGGUCUUCCAGGACAAAGAGGCGAGCGUGGUUUCUCUGGCCUUCCCGGACCAACAGGUGAGCCUGGCAAACAAGGACCCGGUGGCCCCUCUGGUGAGCGUGGUCCUCCUGGCCCAAUGGGCCCCCCUGGUCUGUCUGGUGCUCCUGGUGAAGCCGGCCGUGAGGGUGCUGCUGGUAAUGAAGGUGCACCUGGUCGUGAUGGUGGUCCUGGUCCUAAGGGUGACCGUGGUGAGUCUGGCCCAGCUGGCGCUCCUGGUGCCCCCGGUGCCCCUGGCGCACCUGGCCCAGUUGGCCCUGCUGGCAAAAAUGGCGAUCGUGGAGAGAGUGGUCCUGCUGGUCCUGCUGGUCCCGCUGGCCCUGCUGGAGCUCGUGGCUCUGCUGGUGCUCAAGGAGCUCGCGGUGACAAGGGUGAGGCUGGAGAAGCUGGAGAGAGAGGCAUGAAGGGACACAGAGGCUUCACUGGUCUGCAAGGUCUGCCAGGUCCAGCCGGUCCUUCUGGAGAGCAAGGUCCUGCUGGUGCUUCCGGCCCUGCUGGUCCCAGAGGUCCCGCUGGUCCUGCUGGUAGUUCUGGUAAAGAUGGUGUCAGCGGUCUGCCCGGUCCUAUUGGUCCACCUGGUCCCCGUGGUCGCACUGGUGAUAUUGGACCUGCUGGUCCCCCUGGUACUCCUGGUCCCCCUGGUCCCCCAGGCCCACCCGGCGGCGGAUUCGACUUCGGUUUUGUUGCUCAGCCCUCUCAGGAGAAGGCCCCCGAUCCCUUCCGUCACUACAGAGCCGACGACGCCAACGUUGCCCGUGACCGCGAUCUCGAGGUUGACACCACCCUCAAGUCCCUGAGCCAGCAGAUCGAGAACAUCCGCAGCCCCGAGGGCACCAAGAAGAACCCCGCCCGCUCCUGCCGUGACCUGAAAAUGUGCCACCCCGAAUGGAAGAGCGGCGAGUACUUUGUUGAUCCCAACCAGGGCUGCACUUUGGAUGCCGUCAAGGUCUACUGCAACAUGGAGACUGGUGAGACUUGCGUCUACCCAACCCAGGCCAACAUCCCACAGAAGAACUGGUACACUAGCAAGAACGCCAAGGACAAGAAGCACGUCUGGUUCGGCGAGACAAUGAGCGAUGGCUUCCAGUUCGAAUAUGGUGGAGAGGGCUCCGACGCUGCUGAUGUCAACAUCCAGCUUACCUUCCUGCGUCUGAUGGCCACCGAGGCAUCCCAGAACAUCACAUACCACUGCAAGAACAGCAUCGCCUACAUGGACCAACAAGCUGGCAACCUGAAGAAGGCUCUUCUCUUGCAAGGCUCCAACGAGAUUGAGAUCAGAGCCGAAGGAAACAGCCGAUUCACAUACAGUGUCACCGAGGACGGUUGCACAAGGCACACCGGCGCAUGGGGCAAGACAGUCAUCGACUACAAGACCACAAAGACCUCCCGCCUGCCCAUCAUCGACAUUGCACCCAUGGACGUUGGCGCACCCGAUCAAGAAUUUGGCAUCGAAGUUGGCCCAGUCUGCUUCUUGUAAAAAAGAAAUCUGGACUUGGAAAUUGUUUUUUCUAGCAGUCAUCUCUCUACACUCUUUCCUAUGCAUUAAAAAAAAAAACUUCAAAUUUCAUUUGACCGUCAACGGUCCACUUGCUUAAACUAUGCACCUGAAGACGGUGUUUGUGAGUUAUCAUUUUUGUUGAAUUCUUUGGGACCACUACUUUUACCAACACCUUACGACAAGGACACUUUUAAAAAUCUUUUUGGUUCUCUGGCGACAAGAAAAUAAUAUAUACUUGUAAAGUGUAAAAUCCCUUGGAGUAUAUAAAAACAAAAUUAAUAAUUACAGAUGACUUUUUGGCCGUUUUUUUUUUUUUUAACCACUGCGGAAAGACAAUGACAAACCAAAUGCUAUGUACCGUUUUCAGGUGUUGAAUAAAUUUGAAAAACGACAUUGAAGUGUCUUGUUGUUCUAACCACAAGAAAAUGAAAACAAAAGCUUUGUUCUUGAUAAAACAAUGUUGUUUCUGUUUUUCUCAGUAAUAAAAAAGAGGGUUAACUUCCUUUAAAAUCUUAAGGCUACCUCAAAAUACCAACAGUGUUAGCAACAACACCAGGCUAGGUUUUACACUUCAUCAAAAACAACAACAACAACAAAGGUGCUAUUUCUUAAUGAGGUCCCGAAAGCUGUGUAAAAUACAAAAUAUUUUUUUAAGAGAAAUACAAGGUAAUUAGAAAGUAAGUUUACCACAUCAAUAAUAUGGUGCAUUAAUGUGGUAAACUUACUUUCUAAUCACCCUGUAUAUAGAUUCUUUUUCACAAUACGCUAACGGGACCUUUGGUGCUAAAUUACAAAACUAUGUCCUUGCUGUCAAUGAGCAACACUUGAGUUCUUCAAGGUGUUAUUUCAGCUCUCCAGAUAAGUCCAAUUCAAGGAAAUGUUCUCUGUUGACUAUCUUAGCUGUCUUCAGUAGAUUAAGCAGGUGGAUACCCAAUUUUUUUUCUUUCCCUCCUUUUUCUCAUCUCAUCGCUUCAAACCGUACACCUCUCUACCUUUUUUUUUUUGUUAGUGAAGGGUUUUAAAAAAAUUUAAAUGGAAAAAAAAAAAGUUCAAGAUGCAGACACAAUUCUGCCGGGUGAAAGGAGAGGGUCUGUGCCAAUUUUGUGUAUGUAUAAUAAUUUGAGAUGUUUUUAAUUAUUUUGAAUGCUGAAAUAAAGCAUGUUAAGUGGUCUAACAAA
Acipenser ruthenus (sterlet) is the source of this 5708-nucleotide messenger RNA. RefSeq names its product collagen alpha-1(I) chain-like. The record is from RefSeq and is a predicted model, not a curated record. The coding region runs from base 136 to 4509 and encodes 1457 amino acids. Gene Ontology annotation, molecular function: protein binding; extracellular matrix structural constituent. The transcript has 51 exons. NCBI's taxonomy places the organism in Eukaryota, Metazoa, Chordata, Actinopteri, Acipenseriformes, Acipenseridae.